AUGCCUCCGGACGUCGAAUCAAGCGGCACCGCGCCGUUCGCCGCCGCCUAUCCCGGAACGGCGCGCGCGAAUCGCGCGCGUCACGGCCCACUCGUUUUGAUUCUUCUAACCACCGUUCUGGGUGGUUUCUUCCUUCACGUCGUCGUGCGCCCGUUCACGGACGCUCGCGCGCACGCGCGCGCGCUGCAAACCGCGUCGUUCGUCUCCGCGGACGCGCUGGCGGCGCGAGACGCGCUGGGGGUUUUUGAAGCGGUGUUGAGCGGCGUGCUUCACGACAUCGACGGCGGCGUCGUGCGCGACGAAGCGCUCCUGGGAUUUCCAGUCGCCAAACGCGAGUCUUCGCGAGGCGCGUUCACGCUCGUCACCAACGUCGCAUCGCACUGAGGAUACAAGCAAUCCAACGUCGAGGGCUUUCGCGCGCUUCGCGAAGAAUUCGGCGACGGGUUGCGCAUAUUGGGAUUUCCGAGCGACGACUUCGGACAUCAGCAAGGAACGAAUGAGGAAAUCAAACGCGAUUUCGCGGACGUCAUGGAUGUGUUAUUCGAACCCGCGCUGGAUUUGGCGCACAAUCCGAUGUUCGCGCAGCUCACCGCGGGCGGCGCGCCGGCGGAGUGGAAUUUUGCGAAAUUUUUAGUAGACGAUCGCGGGCGCGUGGUUCGUCGGUAUCCGCCGAAGAUGGACGCCCAGGCGAUCGCGCGAGACAUUCGAGAUGAACUUUAG
Molecule: messenger RNA, 720 nt
Organism: Ostreococcus lucimarinus CCE9901
Lineage: Eukaryota; Viridiplantae; Chlorophyta; Mamiellophyceae; Mamiellales; Bathycoccaceae
Source: the annotation of a RefSeq genome assembly